Messenger RNA from Bacidia gigantensis, 1863 nucleotides. RefSeq lists its product as uncharacterized. The coding region runs from base 1 to 1863 and encodes 620 amino acids. Gene Ontology annotation, cellular component: mRNA cleavage and polyadenylation specificity factor complex. NCBI's taxonomy places the organism in Eukaryota, Fungi, Ascomycota, Lecanoromycetes, Lecanorales, Ramalinaceae. The record is from RefSeq and is a predicted model, not a curated record. The transcript has 2 exons. Gene Ontology annotation, molecular function: protein binding.
AUGGAAAGAGACUUUUAUCACGGGUUCGGAGGUGGUAACGAGCAGGGGGGGUUCAGAAAGCCAUUCAUGAGGAGAAAUGUUACGGACUAUGGUUCCUCGAUGGUACAAUGGAUGCGAUAUCGCGAACAAAGAUAUAGGGGAGGGACGCGCCUCGAGACCGAGCGGCCCUUCGCUAGUCACGUAGUCGACAUGCUACCACCUGGUGCUCGAAACCAGACUGCAGCGGACGCGAUACCGCCAAAGAUGCUUCAUUCCUCCUUGAACAAGAUCAAGCACCCUAUUAACAUCGUCAAAUGGACACCAGAGGGCCGAAGACUGCUGACGGGGUCCAGCAGCGGCGAGUUCACUUUAUGGAAUGGAAUGGCGUUCAACUUUGAGACGAUCCUACAGGCUCAUGACUCGGCCAUCAGAGCAGCUGUCUAUUCUCACAAUGAAGAUUGGCUGAUCUCGGCAGAUCAGGAUGGCGUUGUAAAGUACUGGCAAACUAAUUUCAAUAAUGUCAAAGUCAUGCAAGCCCAUCUUGAAGCCAUUCGUGACAUUGCCUUCUCUCCCAAUGACAGCAAGUUUGUAACAGCGUGCGAUGACCGUUCAUUAAACAUCUUCGAUUUUGCAGAGGGUGCUAAGGAAUCAUCGCUUUUGGGUCACAAUUGGGAUGUCAAGGCCGUGGAUUGGCACCCUACCAAAGGUCUUCUGGUCUCGGGAUCCAAGGAUCAUCAGGUCAAAUUGUGGGAUCCGAGAACUGGCAGAUGCUUGACAACGUUGCACGGACACAAGAAUACCAUAGCCAGGACAAAAUUCGAACCAACUAGAGGUCAACUACUGGCGACUUGUGCUCGGGACCAGACUGCUCGGGUCUUUGAUUUGCGUAUGAUGCGAGACAUUUGUCUGCUGAAGGGAAACGAGAAGGACAUCUCAACGCUUGCUUGGCAUCCAACCCACGCUUCGCUUCUAUCAACGGGCGGAGCAGACGGCAGUAUCUAUCAUUAUCUUCUCGAUGAGCCUAAUGCGCCUACAGGCACAGCGACCUCAAUACCUCCAUAUGACAGUCUUGAUCCAUCCAACGCGCCAGCUCAGACAAUUUAUCCUGCUCACAAAGUCCAAUAUGCGCAUGACUUUUCAGUAUGGUCCCUCGACUGGCAUCCACUUGGUCACAUUUUGGCCUCGGGUUCCAAUGACCGGGUCACUCGAUUUUGGACAAGAGCAAGACCUGGUGAGACUGACUGCUUCAAUGAUAGAUAUCACCUUGGAGAGGAUGAAGCAGCGAAACGGGGCACAUGGGACAAGCGCGGCGGACGGAAGAUGAUGCACGAGAUUGAGCAGCAGGAACUGGAAGAUGAGGCAGAGGGACUCGAGGAUCAGCAAAUGCCCGUCAAACAAUCAGGUCUACCGGGCUUACCAGGUCUAUCUAUGGCUAUCAAUGGUGAAGGCAAUGGUAUGAGGAAUGGAAAUCCUCAACCACAUAUACGUGGAGGGGCAGGAAUGCCUCCGCCCAUAUCUGAUGAACCUAACGCAAUCGCAUCAAUGGACCCAGAACGCUUCAAAGCGCUUAUGGCUAGCGGUGGUAUCCUGCCUCCUCCCCCACUCGUCAACGGGCAGAAUCCAGGUCUCCCCCCACCACCCUUUCCGAACUUCGAUCCAUCCAAGUUUCCUCCUGGCAUGUUCCCACCUCCGCCACCACAAAUGUAUCCAACUCCAGCAGGUACUCUGCCUCCACCCCCGGGCAACCCUGGUGUCAUGAACGUACCAGAGAUUGCAGGUGACAACGGAUCAACUGGUAGCUUGAGAAGAAGGGGCCCACUGCCUAGCCAACAAGAAAGUUUGAUGAUGGAGCAACAGAGGAAUCGGUUCAGGCCUGCAAGAUGA